AUGCCUGGGAAGGAAGACACUUACCACUGGGCUCUAAUCGUUGGCCCAAAGAUUGAGACACCAGGCAAAAUAGGUAUGCGUUACCACGCGAAGGAACUCCCGAAAGCGGGAGGGGGUAGUGAAUGGUAUUUUGGCGGGAGCAAAUGCCAACUAACUCCGACCAGCAUGUUGCUUGUUCGAGUUAUGAUUGGAAAAGUGGAGGACUGA
Molecule: messenger RNA, 207 nt
Organism: Aspergillus nidulans FGSC A4
Lineage: Eukaryota; Fungi; Ascomycota; Eurotiomycetes; Eurotiales; Aspergillaceae
Exons: 2
Coding region: 1-207 (68 amino acids)
Source: RefSeq, a predicted model, not a curated record